GCUGGAAACUCAGAAAAACUGAUCAAAAUCCCAACUUUGAGUUUUUGUUUAAAACUUUUAUGUUUAGUCUGUAAAGAAUCAGAUUAAAUCGACCGUAAAGUUUUUGCUUCUUUGUGUUUUUCAUGUUUAUUGCAUUAAUAUUUCCAACUGUUUUUUUUUUUUAUUUCUUACUUUGGUUUAAAUUGUGAUUCUUCCAGUUAAAGGAAGAUUUUUUGUUGGUAAAAAUAUCUUUACUUCAAAAUGACCUCAUAACUUCCAACAAUCAUGUUUGUCCUUUAAGCGUCUCGGUGUCCAGGAAACUGGGCGGACGUUUCACUUUCCUUUCCUUCCGGCUCCUGCUGCUCCGCAGGAACCUCCGUCUGCAGACCGACUUCCCGACCCAACGGCACAAUGAACCCGGCGCUGCCCGGCCCCCGCUCGCCCGGCGACAUCCUGGAGGAGCUGCAGCUGAUCGCGGCUCAGAACUUGGAGACGCUGGACAUCAGCCGGUACUACCAGGUGGUCCGAGAGCUGGGCAAGGGAACCUACGGGAAGGUGGACCUGGUCAUCCACAAGAUCCGAGGCACCAAAAUGGCGCUGAAGUUCCUGAGGAAGAAGAGCACCAAGCUGAAGAGCUUCCUGCGGGAGUACAGCGUGUCGCUCUACCUGUCGCCCUGCCCCUUCAUCAUCAACAUGUACGGCAUCGCCUUCCAGACUGACGACUUCUACAUCUUCGCCCAGGAGUUCGCGCCGGCGGGGGAUCUGUUCGACAUCAUCCCGCCGCAGGUGGGACUCCCUGAGGCCUUGGCAAAGCGCUGCGUCCACCAGGUGGCCAUCGCCCUGGACUACCUGCACUGUAAGAAGCUGGUCCACCGGGACAUCAAACCGGAGAACGUCCUCAUCUUUGACACCGAGUGCAGAAAGGUCAAGCUGUCGGACUUCGGCAUGACGCGGCGCGCCGGCUCUCCGGUGAAACGCGUCAGCGGCACCAUCCCGUACACGGCGCCGGAGCUGUGCGACGCGGCGCGACACGACGGAUUCAGCGUGGACUUCAGCACGGACGUGUGGGCGUUCGGCGUGCUGCUGUUCUGCAUGCUGACGGGGAACUUCCCCUGGGAGAAGGCCAUGACGAACGACGCCUUCUACGAAGAGUUCGCCCGCUGGCAGCGCCGCCGGUCCGGCGCCGCGCCGUCGCAGUGGCGCCGCUUCACGGACGAAGCUCUGCGGAUGUUUCGCCGGCUUCUGUCCAUCGAGCAGCAGCGCCGCUGCGCCGUCAAGGACAUCUUUAGCUACUUCAACCACAGCUGGAUGUUGGACACGGACAACGGGAACGGCGGCGCGGCGACCGCCAACCCCGUGGACAUCAGCUCGUCUUCGUCGGAGGAGGAGGCGCUGGUGGACAGGCUGAAGCAGCAGAGCCUGUCGCCCGCAUGCGCCGCGCCCAAGCCCGGCUUCAUGGACGACCACUUCGCUUCAAACGGCGAGCGAGUCAACAGGAACAGCAACGAAAGGGCGCGGAUCCUGGUGACCACGCCCAUCGAGAUCUGCGUGUAGAGACGCUGCUGCCUGUUGGAGCGCGAGCCGAAGAUUUCCCCGACGUGACGACGCCAUGACGGAAGAGCGGAAAGGAGGUCGGCACCGGAAAAUGGCCGCCAGCCUGUUGUACCUUCAGCGCCGAUCCGACCCGACCGUUUCCGAUGACGGAGGAACCGGAGGAAACGAGACGCGUGAAAAUGAAACCGUGUGAGGUUAGCUCAGUCCGGAACCAGCAGAAACUGGAGCCUGGAAGAAACCAGGAAGCUGAGAAAGACCUGAGGAAAACUGUGACUCGUGUUUACCGUCGUGUUUCUGUGAAUGAGUCUUUAUUGAUCAGAUUAAUAUAUUUAUGGAUUGUUUGUGACAGAAAAGAUCUUAAGUUUAUUUCCUUCAACGGAAAUAAAAAUCUGUAGUUUGGUAGUAAAAUGGAGGCAGCAUCAUUUUGAGUGUUAAUCAGCCACCAGUCCUCCCAGUUCGUCUCCCUGGACUUUUCUCACGUUGGAGCUGAAAUGUGAAUUUCCUGAGGAAAAUAAAAUUGCAGUGAUAAAGUUUUAUUAAAAAGAAGAAAAGCAGAGAACGAUUUGGAUUUUUCUUUUCCUGUUUACUAAAUCAAAGAUGAAAUUAUUUGUGCUUUCUGUGAGAAACUUGACAGGAAAUGAGGUUUGUUUAAGCCGGAAGUGACGCGCCUGCCGACAUGUUUCCGUUAAAAACUUCCUGCCUCGCGGAAAAACGUUUUUUCUUUUCGUUUCUGUGUUUCUUGCAUGAUGUCGUUUCUGUAGUAUUUCUGGAAAUAAAACCAAAAAUGAAAACAA
This is a messenger RNA of Poecilia latipinna (sailfin molly), 2327 nucleotides long. Its product is annotated as serine/threonine-protein kinase SBK1-like. Lineage: Eukaryota; Metazoa; Chordata; Actinopteri; Cyprinodontiformes; Poeciliidae. Bases 391 to 1533 code for a protein of 380 amino acids. Gene Ontology annotation, biological process: protein phosphorylation. The record is from RefSeq and is a predicted model, not a curated record. Gene Ontology annotation, molecular function: protein serine/threonine kinase activity; ATP binding. The transcript is spliced from 3 exons.